Messenger RNA from Zingiber officinale, 623 nucleotides. RefSeq names its product 60S acidic ribosomal protein P1-like. Bases 77 to 418 code for a protein of 113 amino acids. Gene Ontology annotation, molecular function: protein kinase activator activity; ribonucleoprotein complex binding; structural constituent of ribosome. NCBI's taxonomy places the organism in Eukaryota, Viridiplantae, Streptophyta, Magnoliopsida, Zingiberales, Zingiberaceae. Gene Ontology annotation, biological process: translational elongation; cytoplasmic translation. The transcript is spliced from 5 exons. The record is from RefSeq and is a predicted model, not a curated record. Gene Ontology annotation, cellular component: ribosome; cytosolic large ribosomal subunit.
GAUCCUCCUGUAGCUUGCUUUGCUGCUCGACGGUUCGACGCUACGACUGUAGGCAAGGUUUCGAUCUUACCUCGGGAUGGCUUCGCUCGGUGAGCUCGCCUGCACCUACGCCGCUCUCGUCCUGCACGAUGAUGGAAUUUCGAUCACAUCGGAGAAGAUUUCAACCCUGGUGAAGGCUGCCAAUUUGACCAUCGACUCCUUCUGGGCGUCUCUCUUUGCCAAGCUACUCGAGAAGAGGAGCGUGGACGAUCUCAUCUUGAGUUUGGGAUCGGGCGGAGGUGCUGCAUCGCUUGCGAUCUCUGCCGCCCCUGCUGCGGCCGGUGGUGCUGCACCCGCCGCCGCCCCUGCAGCUGAGGAGAAAAAGGAGGAACCCAAGGAAGAGAGCGACGAGGACAUGGGUUUCAGUUUGUUCGAUUAGAGAUAGAGCGUAGAUAGAUCAAUCAUGAGUCUUUUACAGGUUAUUUGCUAUCGAUUUUGAAACUUUAUUGUUCAAUAUUGACAUUUUCCUUUCAUCCAUUAAUGAGAUUGAUUUGAUUUUGUCAUCGAUGUUUAACAUUUAUAGCUGUUGCUCAUUGCUUCUCUUGACCUGUUUGAUGUGAAAUAUGUGCCACAUAUAGCUUAGU